This is a messenger RNA of Symbiodinium necroappetens, 7806 nucleotides long. The record is from the annotation of a GenBank genome assembly. NCBI's taxonomy places the organism in Eukaryota, Dinophyceae, Suessiales, Symbiodiniaceae.
AUGUUGAGGACCUCGGGGGUUCUUGUUGAGCAUCUUGCCGUCGGCGCCGACGAGGCGGACGGAGGCGUUCGCGGCGGCGAUCUCCUCGCGGCUCGUGCAGCAGUAGUCCCAGGGGGUGCCGCAGUGACCGUCGCCCUCGCUCACGCAGGGGUUGGGGACGGACUCGUCGAUGAGGACGAAGACGCUCGAUUCGGUUCCGAGUGCGUCCAUUCGUCCGCCGAUGAGUCCGGUGAGGGUGAUGGAGUCGCCCUCUUUCGCGGAUUCGCGGGCCUGGACAACGGUCAUCGCGUCUGCGGGCAUCGAGGCGAGGAGCCAUUCGGGGGAGGCGCUGGUGGUGGCGGGCUGCUGGGUGCUGGUCGAAGUGGAGGCGGAAUCGUCCGCGGCCUCGUUGCAGGCGGCGAGGGGGAGGGCUUCGGUGAUGGGAAGGCGGAGGCACCGGACGGCGGGCGGGAGCGCGCCGAUGAGGCCGACGGCGAGGCCGCCGGCGAUGCCGGUGAGGAGGACGGGUGGGUCGAGGGUGAGGGCGAAGGCGCCCAUGGAGAAACGGACGGCGAGGCCGUCGAGGAAGGCGAGGCCGACGGCGAGCCCGAGGACGGCGCCGAUGGCGGCGGCGAAGAGGGAUUCCUCGGUGAGGCUCACGACGAUGGCGCUGCGUGUGUAGCCGAGCGCCUGGAGCAUGCCGACCUCGCGGACGCGGGCGGCGAACGCGGCGUACAUGGUGUUGAGCCCGCCCAGGAUGCCUCCCGACGCGAUGAGCAGCGCGGUGAUGAUGAUCAUGACGCGGAUGGGUCGGUAGAACUCGGCGAUGGAGCUGUAGUAGGUCGAUUCGCGGACGGCGGUGAUCUCGAGGUCGAGGCGGCUUUUGGCGAAGAAGUCGGCCUCGGCAAAGGCACCGUCUUCGCCGAGCGAAACGACGACGCAGCUGAUCGAGGCCUCGCGCUUGGUGGCGAUCUGGAGGUCCGUGAUGGGGAGCCAGAUCUCGGCGUUCAUGACGGUGUUGGGCGCGUCGAACUUCCCGACGAUGGUCCAGGCGCGGUUGUCGAACCAGAGGGUGUUCCCGAUGGCAAGGCGUUCGUUGGGCACGCCCAGUCGUGUGGCGGCGAGCGCGCCGACCAUGAUUUCUUCCUCGCCGCCCCGCGGGAAGCGGCCCUCGACGAUCUCGAGUUCCGGGUGGACGAGCAGGGCGACGUCGCGGACGCCCCGGAGGACGGCGUUGAGGUCCUUCGUCGAGCUCGCGUCCUCGCGGAGGGGGAGGGCCAUGUGGAUCUCGGGGGAGACGUAGAGCUCGCCGGCGGUUUCCUUGAUGCCCGGGAUGCUCGCGGCGGCGAUGGACUCGACGGCGGAAUCGAUCUGCGAGCGCUCGAUGCCCUCCUCGGAGCCGGUGCCGAGGAUGAUGACGUUCUCGUGGAGCGGCGCGGCUUGCGUGAGCGUGAGCUGCAUGCCUCGGACGAAGCCGGUGGAGGCGAGGACGAGGAUGACGACGAGGGCGGCGCCGAGGAGCGAGGCGGCGAGGCGCACGCGCGAGCGUCCGAGGUUGCGGAAGGCGAUCUCGCGGCGGGAGGCCUGGAUCGCGGGGACGAGCCCGGCGGCGACGGCCAGGGCGGAGCAGAUGAGCAUGCCGGUGGCGAGGAGGCCCGCGUCGGCGACGAUGGGGAUGGACUGGCCCUCGACGGAGAGGGCGAAGGAGGAGUACUCGGUGACGGCGAGCGCGCCGAAGGCCCCGAGCGCGCCGCCGGCGAGCGCGAUGACGACGCCCUCGCCCACGAUGAGCCACGCGAUGAUCGUCCCGCGGAAGCCGAGGGUCUGGAGGACGGCGUGCUCGGCGACGCGCGACUGGACCGAGAGGACGAUCGCGUUGCCGACGAGCGCGAGGACGGCGAGGAGGCAGCCGAGCCCGAGCCAGCGGGCGAAGCCGACGAGCUCGAUGAUGUCGUCCGCGAUGCGGCCGACGAAGGCUUUUUCGGUGAACGUCGCGGUGGGCUCCUGCGCGGUGCGGAACAUCUCGUCGAUGUCGCUCGCGACGCGGUCGAGCGUGCCCGAGUCCUGCACGCGCACGUUGAACUGGGUGACGAGGCCCAGCUCGUCUCGCCCGGCGAGCUGGACGAACUCGAGCGAGGUGUACGCGACGUUGUGGUCCUGCGGGUCGUCCGAGCGGACGACGCCGGCGACGUACGCGGUGAUGCCCGCGGCGUCGAACGUCAUGCCGGGCUUGAGGCCUCGGCGGGUGGCGAGGGUCUCUCCGAGCAGCGCGGCGUCGGUGCGCCGGUUCCAGUCUUCGAUGGAGCCGGCGAUGAUCUCGAUCUUGUUGCGCUUCUCGUCGAGGAAGGCGUCUUUGGGGACGCCGCGGAAGGUGACGACGUCGAGGGACGUGCGGCAGUUGGAGACGACGACUUUGACGGGCACGGCGGAGACGACGCCCUCGAUGCGCGAGAUGCGGGAGACGUAGUCCUGCGGGAGGACGCUCGUCGCGGGGCAGUAGCGGUCCUUGCGGUAGACGACGAGGGUGGUCUCGUUGGCCUUUUCCUGCGUGGCGAGUGUGACGCCUCGUUGCAUGGCCUGGACGGAGGUGAAGAGGAACAUGGCGAUGGCGAUGCCGGCGGCGGUGAGGAUGGUGCGCACGCGGUGGCGCCAGACCUGCUUGAGGUGGAGUGUUCGUUUGGCGUAGUUGGUGGUGGCGGGGUCGUGGGUAACCAUGACGACGGUGGCGCCGGUUUCUUCGUUGAGCUGGACGAGGAGGGCCAUGAUGGCGUCGGCGGAAACUUUGUCGAGGUCUCCGGUCGGCUCGUCGGCGACGAGGAUGGCGGGGUCGGUGACGAUGGCGCGGGCGAUGGCGACGCGCUGCUCCUGGCCGCCGGAGAGCUGGCGGGGGAAGUGGUCGGCGCGGUCCGAGAUACCCACCCGCUCCAGCGCACGGGAGACGCGAUCGUGGCGCUCCCGGCGCGAGAGCGGGUGGAUGAGCAGGGGGAGCUCGACGUUCUCGUAGGCAGUGAGGACGGGGACGAGGUUGUAGAGCUGGAAGACGUAGCCGACGUUUUUGGAGCGCCAGUCCGCGAGCUUGGCGCGGGAGAGCCUGGCGAUGUCCUGGCCCUCGACGACGAGCGAGCCCGAGGUGGGCGUGUCGAUGCCGGCGAUGAGGUUGAGGAGGGUGGUCUUGCCGGAGCCGGAGGGGCCCAUGAGGGCGAGGAAGUCGCCGCGCUCGACGCUCAGGUCGAGGCCGUCGAGGGGGCGGAUGGUGUUCUCGCCCUUGGUGUACUCGCGGACGAGCUGGGCGAGCGUGACGCGCUGGCCUUCGGCGAUAUCGGUAUCGCCCGCGACGAGGAGGUCGCCCGGGCGGAGAUCGGCGCGGAUGCGGGCGUGGCCGGCGAGCUCUUCGACGAUGCGGACGCUCACGGGCGACGCGACGCCCUUGCCGUUGCGCCGGUCGCGGACGACGAGGACGGUGGCGGUGUCGCCGGUUCGGUCGCGGAGGGCGUCGGCCAUGACGAGGACGGGCGGCGAUUCGGACGCGCUGCCGCCCGUUGCUCCCCCGCUCGCGACGGGCGAGUCAGGCAGGAACUUCACGCGGGUGAGCAUCUCGGGCUUGAGGAUGAGCGGCGGGUCGACGACGCGGACCUUGAUCUGCAGGGUGUUCUUCUGGAGAUCGGCCUCGUGGGUGAUGCGGGUGACCUCGCCCUUGAACGUGGUGUCGGGGAGGACGUCGACGACGACCUCGCACUUCUGGCCGACGGAGACGUGCGACGCGUCGGCGAGGGGGACGUCGACGCGGACCUGGAGGUCUUCGGGGUCGUAGAUGUGGACGAGGUGCGCGGAGUGCUCGGAGUCGUUGUCGAGCAUGACCUUGUCGCCCGGGCGCUUGAGGCGCUUCUGGACGAGGCCGGAGAUCGGCGCGUGGAUGUCCAUGCGGCUCAGGCGGAGCUCGGCUUCGGCGACGCGCGCCUCGUGGUUGGCGACGGUCGCGCGGGCCGAGUCGAGGGCGCGUUUCUCCUCGACGCGGAGUUCGUACUCGCGCUCGGCGGCCUUGAGCUUGGCGCGCUCUCGGGCGACCUGCGCCUCGAGGAUGGGGCGGCGCUGGGUGACGGCGUCGAGGAGGGCCCGCUGGCGGUCGACGUCCUUUUGCCGGAUGACGACCUCGAAGGCGUUCGCAGCAUUCGACCUCUGGGCGUUCUCGAGGCGGGCGAGGUCUUCCUGCAUGCGCUCGAGCAUGGCGCGCUCGGCGGCGAUGAGGGCGGGGAGCUGGGCGAGCUGGGCCUCGGUCUCCGCGAGCUCGGCGCGCUCGAACUCGACGGCGCGGACGCGCUGGACGGGGUUGUCCCAGUCGGUCUCGGCGGCUUCCAGCUCGGCUCGCGCGGUGGCGAGUUCGGCUGUCGCGCGGUCGAGGGCGAGCUUGGCGUCGUCCUUGACAAGGGUCGCGACGAGCUGGCCGGCCUCGACGCGCUGGCCUUCGAGCACGUGGAUGGUUUCGAGGACGCCCUCGGCCAGCGCUGUGCAGGCGGUGGUGUAGGGGUCGGCCUCGAUCCAGCCGGGGGCCUGGACGGUGACGGUGGAGCGCGGGGCGUCCGCCGGUUUCGACUCGGCGGGGGCGUCCUCGGUCGGCGCGGCGACGACGGGGACGACGCGCACGGUGGGCGCGGGGCGGAGGGUGUCGCUCGCGGUCGAGACGACCAUCCCGCCCAGGAUCAGGGCGAGCGCGGCGACCGCGAUGAGCGGCCAGCGGGAUUGGCGCGGCGCGCGCACCGGCGCUCUGGGGGGGUGGAUCAGCUCGAACGCUGCGCCGUCGUCGUCGAAGCGGUCGGCGGUCGGGCGGUCGUGAUCGGUGGCGUUCGCGGGGCGCGGCGCCGUGUCGGUCGGCGUGCUGUCGAUGGGCGUCUUGGCGACCAUGCAGCAGGGGCCGGGGCAGUUGCAGUCGGUGCAGGGGGCGCGGUCGUCUUCGGGCGCGUCGGUCUGCCCGUCGGAAUCGUCGUUGUGCGACGAGACGGCGCAGCAGGUGGGCGCCGAGGGCUCACCGGUUUCGGUGGCCUGAGAUUCUUCGAUGCAGCAGCACGGGCCCGCGGCGAGGGCGGCGCUGGGGAGCAUCAGCGCGAGCGCGAGGAGCGAGGCGAUGAGGCGGGUUGUGCGGGUGAGUCGACGCAUGGGCUGGUUCUUGUAUCGAUCGGAUGGCGGUGCGUUGCCAGUGAUCUCCCGGAGAAGGAUACGUUCGGCGAGGGCUCCGGAUCAAUGAAUACGGGAAAUUCGGAGAGGGGCUCCGAUUCUGCGGGCGAUGCGUAUACAGUGGCCCGUCGUGUCCGCGGCGGGUUCGUUGGAGAGCUUGCGUGGGCGCCGUGGCGACGGGAUCGCGGUGCGUCCCUCGCCGAUCGCCUGAAUUUGGAGCAGAACGAGAUGAAGAGAAGCGGGAUGUUCGUGUGCGGUGCGCUGGUGGUCUCGGUCGCGGGGGCGUGCGCUUCGGCGCAGUUCGACCCGCCUGCCGGGUACUACUCCGGCGCGACGGGGACGGGGGCGACGCUCAAGGGCCAGCUCUACGACGCGAUGCGCACCGGGCACGUCCAGCGCAACUACGGCAGUUUCCGGAACUCGGCGAUGCUGCACGACGCGGACCCGGACACUCCGGGGAACAUCCUGCUGGUGUACAACCGGCAGUCGGUCAGCGGGGUGUGGAACAGCGGCGUGACGUGGAACCGCGAGCACGUGUGGCCGCAGUCUCUGCAGCCCGGCUCGGCGAACAACUCGACGACGGGGAACCUGGGCGACCCGCACGCGCUCCGCCCGGUCAACCCGGGCGUGAACGGGGCGCGGGGGAACCUGGCGUUCAGCCUGAACGACGGCGGUCCGUUCGGCGGUGGCGGCUGGGACCCUGGGCUCGCGGACCGGGGCGAUAUGGCGCGGUGCCUGUUCUACUCUGACACGCGGUACGGGCCGGAGCUGGGGCUCUCGCUGGUGCGGAGCGAUUCGCCGGGGGCGAACCAGAUGGGGAACCUCGACUUCCUGAUCGCGUGGCACUACGAGGAUGUGCCGGACCAUUUUGAGCUCCGCCGCAACCACGUGAUCGCGACGCAGAGCGAGAACCCGGCGUUCUUCACGAGCAACCGCAACGCGUACGUCGACCGCCCGGAGUUCGUGUGGUCGGUGUACCAGGGGCAGGACAACGACACGCGUCUGAGCUUCGGCGCGCCGGAUCCGGACGGCGGUUCGGACGUGGUGGUCGAUCUCGGGGCGGUGUUCGUCGAUCUGGCGGGCUCCUCAGUGCUGAGCGUGACGCUGGAGAAGGACGGGGAGGACGGGACGUACUUCGAGAUCUCGACGAGCGGCUCGGUCGUUUCGCCGGACGCGGGUCGGUACAACGCGUUCCCGAUGACGGGCGCGGGGGCGGACUCGCGGGAGAUCGCGCUCACGCUCGACCCGCUCGCGGGGCUGAGCGCGGGCGUGGUGUCCGGGACGGUGACGGUGGACAACCUGGACGUGACGACGAUGGGCGGCGCGGGUCGCGGGGCGAACGACGCGGACGACACCGCGACGGUGACGCUGGCGGUGCUGGACCGCGCGAACGGGUCGUUCGAGCCGUCGAGCGACGUGAACAGCGUGUCCGCGGAUUUCGGCGAGAUCGAUCUCGGUCAGGGCGACGCGACGGUGCAGUUCAUGAUCCACAACCUCGAGUCGACGGCGGGCUUCACGGCCGGGCUCGACGCGGAGCUCGGCGGCUCGUCGGGCGACACGGGGCGGAUCACGACGGCGUUCGCGGGCGUCGACGCGCUGCCCGCCGGCGCGGCGGCGAUGAUCGAGUUCACGCUCGACGACGGCGUCGCGGGCGAUUUCCUCGCGACGUACGUGAUCGACGUGUUCGACGAUCGGGCGAUCGACGGGUUCGAGCAGGGCCACCCGCUGACGGUGACGCUGACGGGCACGGUGGGCGUGCUGGUGUGCGACGGCGACUGCGACGGGUCCGGCGUGGUGGACUUCAACGACCUGGUGUCGAUGCUGUUCGAGUUCGGGCCGGGGACCGGCGCGUGCGACGCGGACGGCGGCCUCGGCGCGGGUCCGCGUGACGGCGUCGCUGACGGUUUCGAGGAGCGUCGCGCGGGGGAUGGGCUUGGAGAGGUAGCCGUCGCAGCCGGCGUCGAGGCAGCGCUCGCGCUCGCCGUCCAUGGCGUGCGCGGUGACGGCGACGACGGGGAGUGUGUGGCCUCGCCGGCGCAGCUCGCGGGUGGCCUCGUAGCCGUCGAGCUCGGGCAUCUGCAUGUCCAUGAGGACGAUGUCGAACGGCGUCUCGCUGCCGGCGCGCUCUUCGAAUCGCUCGAUCGCCUCGAGGCCGUUGCUCGCGAGGGUGACCUGGGCGCCGGCUUUCUCGAGCUGGAAGCCGAUGAGCCGCUGGUUGUCCGGGCCGUCCUCGGCGAAGAGGACGCGCAGGCCGUCGAGGCGCACGCCGGCGGGCGUCGCGGGGCGGGGCGUGCCCGUCUCGCGUGGCACGCAGCAGGGGAUGGGCAUGUCGAUGAACUCGGCGUUCUCGAUCGGCCCGGGGUCGACGGUGAAGGUGAAGGUGCUGCCGCGACCGAACUCGGAUUCGAACGAGAGCGUGCCGCCGAGGAGCCUGCUGAGGGCGCGCGAGAUGCGGAGCCCGAGACCGGUGCCGCCGAAUUUCCGGGUGGCGGAGGCGUCCAUCUGCGCGAACGCGUUGAACUCCGCGGCGGCGGCGCGCUGGCGUUCGUUCAUGCCGAUGCCGGUGUCGGCGACGUCGAUGCGGAGCCGCGGCUCGUCGUCGCGGUUCUCGAGGGCGACGCGGACGGUGACGGAGCCGACCUCGGUGAACUUGAUGGC